AUGUUUGGUGGGCAAAGAAGGUUCUUUAACGGUAGUUCUCCUGCUGCGAUUAUUGCCUUCGUCAAUCUAGGGACCAGCAUAGCGCGUGACCCGAAGGCUGCGCAAUUUCUGGCUAUUAUCCUGGAUGCCGCCACGAACAUCAAAAUUGCGAUUGCCGAGAUUGAGUACGCAGAUCCAGUCGUUGAUCCUCCGAUCUUUGGAGAGUAUCGCAAUGUUCCAGCUUUCUCAGAAACUACGGAACUGAACACCUUGGCCUACUUCACGCAGCAGCUGAACAACAGCAACCCGAAAGGCUAUCAAUUUGCGAAAAUCCGAGAUGCCGCUGGUAUUCUACCUGCAAAUACCUUCCAAAUCAUCACUGUCCCACAACUCGAGCAGAUGCAAAGGAAGGACGGCAACGCACCAAGACUCUCGCCUUCUGACGGAACAAUUCUCAUUUCAAAUCUGAGUAGUCGCCGGGACAAGACCAAAGACGACGAGCGGGUGCUGAAAGCGAACGCUAACAUAGUGAGAAAGGUGGAGGCAGAGUCCAAGCGCAGAAAUCUGGUGAACAAUCACUUCUACAUGAACUACGCCAGUCAGUUCCAAGAUGUCGUUGAGAGUUAUGGGGAGAGCGCGAACAGGCUGAGGCGUAUCGCGCGUAAGUAUGAUCCUGCCGAAGUCUUCCAGAAGCUACAGCCAGGCUACUUCAAGCUGCAAGGGCCACCGAACAAGAACUGGCCAUCAUCAUACCCCGAUUCGUAA
Alternaria atra is the source of this 744-nucleotide messenger RNA. RefSeq lists its product as uncharacterized. The record is from RefSeq and is a predicted model, not a curated record. The transcript has 2 exons. Bases 1 to 744 code for a protein of 247 amino acids. Gene Ontology annotation, molecular function: flavin adenine dinucleotide binding; oxidoreductase activity. Lineage: Eukaryota; Fungi; Ascomycota; Dothideomycetes; Pleosporales; Pleosporaceae.